AUGACUUUCAAGCGCUUUGUGGAGGUCGGCCGGGUGUGCCUGAUCACGUAUGGUCCGAACGAGGGCAAGCUCUGCACGAUCAUCAACAUGAUCGAUCAGGGCCACGUCCUCGUCGACGGCACCGGCGCUGGUGAGGCUGGCUGCACCCGCAUGGGCAUCUCCGUGAAGCGGCUCAUGCUCACGGACCUGACUGUGUCCAUC
This is a messenger RNA of Emiliania huxleyi CCMP1516, 201 nucleotides long. RefSeq lists its product as hypothetical. Lineage: Eukaryota; Haptophyta; Isochrysidales; Noelaerhabdaceae. The annotation marks the transcript as partial. The record is from RefSeq and is a predicted model, not a curated record. Gene Ontology annotation, molecular function: RNA binding; structural constituent of ribosome. Gene Ontology annotation, biological process: ribosomal large subunit biogenesis. Gene Ontology annotation, cellular component: cytosolic large ribosomal subunit. The transcript has a single exon.